This is a messenger RNA of Triticum aestivum (bread wheat), 1792 nucleotides long. RefSeq lists its product as uncharacterized. The transcript is spliced from 7 exons. The coding region runs from base 318 to 1436 and encodes 372 amino acids. The record is from RefSeq and is a predicted model, not a curated record. Lineage: Eukaryota; Viridiplantae; Streptophyta; Magnoliopsida; Poales; Poaceae.
GGGUUCGACGUACGCGGCUCGCGGCACGCAGCCAGACGCGAGACAAAUCGAGCCGCGAUCCACUAUCCUGUCCGUCCCCGUCUCCCCGACCUCUCGAUUCGCCGCUCGCCUGCUCGUCGGAGCCCGGAGGCCGUCCCAGCCUGGCGCCUGCCUCCCCUUCGCGCCCGUCCGGAGCACGGCGUCAACCGCGCCCUCCGCGCCCAGCGCCCACUGCACCUGGCGCCCGCCGCGCCGCCUAAUCCGCAAUCCGUCACUCGGCUGGCAGGCGGCACCGCGGCAGCAACCUUGCUCCUGUGGCAUUUAGUCUGAUUUGAGAGAUGGAGAAGGAAUCUUUGGUGGCUGACGCAGGUCCUAGUAGGUACCUUGUGACCUCAAUGCUGGACAGUCUUGCUGAAUUCCGUAACAUACCCUUCUAUACGAAUAAUUUAAAGUAUCCCUGGGAGGAAGAUGAGGAGGAGAUUAAGGCGAAUGAAUACGAUGGAAUUGAUUAUAAUAAAGUAUCGAGCAAACCAUGGCCAUCCAUGCCAUAUAGAUCUAGUAAGAGAAGAGGGGGAAGAGGAAGCAAUUCUGUUGAUCCCCAACAUGGGAAAUGGCCUCACCGCAAGAAAGUGGAUUCGCCGCAACCGCUCUUAACUAGUGAAGAAGUUCUUCGUGUUCGUUUGGACAUGUACAAUUUGAAAGAAUCUCAGAAUUCAGAAGAGUCCCUCUUCAAUUGCCUCACAUCUAAGGAGGAGCUGAAGGUCAACUUCCCUCACACCAUGACAUACUAUUAUCAUUCCAUUCGUGACGGCCUGAAAGCAAAGUCUUACCCGCACUUCUUUCACCAAUUUGUUGGGAAGUUUUCAUCUCCAUGCUGUAACUAUAUUGAACCUACGACUCUGGAAGGUGAUUUGCAAUACAUCGAUUUCUUUGACAAACUAAUGGAGUCAGCGAGGUACAGAGAGACCAAAGACGGGGUGCUAGCCAAGGCUAUUGUCAUUGCAAACAAGUUUUUCCAAAAAAUGCUGUUUUUUCAAAUUAGGAUUGCUGUUGAUGAGUACUUACAGCUCAUGCAUCAUCUCGAGAAGAUGGCGCAGAGGCAUAAGCUGUACUAUUACAUUGUGCAUGAAGAGCUAAUUGAGAAAAAGGAGCGUAAAGCUAUUUUCAAGCACAUCCAAGAAGGAAGAGUUCGUUUAUUCUAUGAUCUUACCGAGUUUGCUGCUCUAGAGUUGGAGGAUUGUGAAUAUACUGUACAAGACACGGUCGAACGUCUUAAAGAACUUACUGGUGGUAAGUCUCCUCCAAAGAAAAGCAUCAAAGAUGGCACUUACAAAAGGCGUAUCUGUAAUGAGAUCGAUAAGCUGUUCCCAAGAGAAAUCGAGCUUUAUACGUCUUUUCUCAAACAGAAAAUGAAGACAGCUGAAGAACACAAUGUUAUACCCAAGGCAAACUUCUAAAGGAACUUGUGAACGUUUCCGUAGUUUAUCUAACUUUGAGUCAAGAGAGAAAGAACUAGAGCUAUCUAUGUGUGUCACCUGCUAUUUCUCAGUGAAAGGAUUUGUUUAUGAUACUGCAGAAGGGACCUGAAGAAAAAUAUAGAGGUGAUUAGCCAAGCGCGUGAACUUUGCCAUUUCAUCAAGUUGACGAUUGCUUGAGGCUAGAGCAUUCAAUAUGUUAAGAUUUGGUUGAAGCUGGUGGCAUAGAACAUUUCUAUUUAUGUAGUUUUCUAGUAUUAUUAACAGGUUGUAUGAAACACUGAUUGACUAUAAUAAACGUACUAGUACAAAAUUGGGCAUGAUAGAGCUUUCGGACA